Molecule: messenger RNA, 2381 nt
Organism: Drosophila simulans
Lineage: Eukaryota; Metazoa; Arthropoda; Insecta; Diptera; Drosophilidae
Gene: GlcT
Product: ceramide glucosyltransferase
Exons: 1
Coding region: 400-1722 (440 amino acids)
Biological process (GO): glucosylceramide biosynthetic process
Cellular component (GO): membrane
Molecular function (GO): ceramide glucosyltransferase activity
Source: RefSeq, a predicted model, not a curated record
GCGAUGCCUUUUUUAGCCCCUUUUUGCUUCCGCAUCUGAUUCAUGGCGCUGCCAACACUGCCCCUUUAUUGCAGUUAUAUUUGGCAAACGAACGCGACGCGAGGUCUGCAAAAUGUUUAAAGCGCGAGGAGCGGCCAACCAGUGAGUGCACCUCGAUUGAUCUGUUCGAUCCGAUCUGGUCUCGCAAUCGGGCAGCGCAAAACCGCAGGGCAACCGCAGCAAAUGCCAUCGUGAUAGAAACGCCCACCCACACAGGCAAACGAACGGGGAUUUGGAUUUGAGUUUGGACUCGGAGUCACCACACACGCACACACUCGCGCGGACCCUUGGAGCACCAACCGCACACGCAAACACACACCGCACACCCCACCAGCCACACACACACUCACACCCGCAACGAUGUCACACCUACCAUUGCCGCUUUAUGGCUUCGCGGCAUUCUUCAUGGUUUUCUGGCUGGGCACCUGGAUGGUGCAUGUGAUAGCCAUCUGCUACGGGCGCUAUAAGCUGCACAAGAAGUCCUGCAAGCUGCCCACGGAGGCACAACCGCUGCCAGGUGUCUCCAUUCUCAAGCCUCUUAUGGGCGUCGAUCCCAACCUGCAGCACAACCUGGAGACCUUCUUCACCAUGGACUAUCCGCUGUACGAGCUGCUCUUCUGCGUCGAGGACAAGGAGGACCCGGCCAUACAGCUGGUGGAGAAACUGCUGGCCAAGUACCCGCUGGUGGACGCCACCCUCUUUGUAGGUGGCUCCGACGUGGGCGUCAACCCCAAGAUCAAUAACAUCCAUCCCGGUUAUAUGGCCGCCAAGUACGACUUUGUGAUGAUCUCAGACAGCGGCAUCAAGAUGAAGGACGACACGCUGCUAGACAUGGUGCAGAACAUGUCCGAGAAGCACGCCCUGGUCCACCAGAUGCCCUUCACCAGCGACCGAGACGGAUUUGCGGCCACCUUCGAGAAGGUCUUCUUCGGCACGGUGCAGAGCAGAAUCUAUCUAUCGGCGGAUGUGCUGGGCAUCAAUUGUCACACGGGCAUGUCUUGUCUGCUGCGCAAGGCUGUCAUCGACCAGCUGGGCGGCCUGCGAGCAUUUGGCUGCUACUUGGCUGAGGAUUUCUUCAUCGCGCGCAGUGUAACGCGACUGGGCUGGAAGAUGCGCAUCUCCAAUCAGCCGGCGCUGCAGAACAGCGGUCUCUGUGACAUCGGAAGCUUCCAGGCGCGGCUCAUUCGAUGGGCCAAGCUGCGCGUGGCCAUGGUCCCCACCACCAUACUGCUGGAGCCGCUAUCCGAGUGCAUGAUCCUUGGCGCCAUAGCCGCCUGGUCGGCAUCCGUGCUGUUCAGCUGGGAUCCGCUGGUGUUCUACCUGGUGCACGUGCUCUGUUGGUUCCUGUCCGACUGGCUGCUGCUCUCCAUUGUCCAGCACGGCUCGAUGCCGUUCCACAAGUUCGAGUUCGUCGUCGGCUGGCUGUUCAGGGAGCUGACCGGACCCUAUCUGUUCCUGCACGCCCUCUGGAAUCCGGCCAUCCGCUGGCGCGCCCGCACCUACAAGCUUCACUGGGGCGGAGUGGCCUACGAACUGAACAGCCCCGCCACCGAUGCUGCCAACGACCCGCUGGCGCCACAGCCACAGCCCGCACCCACGUUAGAGCCUGCGGUAGUCAACGCUGGAACAACGGGGGACACGCUGAUCUGCACGGGCGCCAAGCAGCGACUGCUGGUGUCGUAGCACCUAAUAGUUAAGUUUGUUAUUUUGUACUUGUGAGCAAACGAACUCAGCGGACUGCAAGCGACUGGCGGGCGGCGUCUAGCGUCUGGUAGUAGUAUUAUUAGCUGAACCUUAGUCACUACGUAAGUCUAGACUUAAAGCUGUAAAAAAGGCGAAUGCGGAGCGGCAUCCACGCACUCCUCCUGGACGUGAAGCGCGGCAGGCGGACCUAGAUUAGUUUAGAGACACUGUUUAGACGACGAGCGUAUCGCUGCGAUCGCUCGCCAGAGAUUUAGAUGUAGGCGUUCGAGCAGAUCGACCCGGGCGCAUUUUGGUGGCUUCAUGGAAACUGGUUAAUGAUGAUGCUUUGUGUAUAUAUAUAGCGUACAUAUUUUGUAGCCAGCCUGUACAGAGACGUAAGCCCUAGUUAGCAUUAUGAUUGCGUUAGUUAGUUCUCCCCGCUUCUUUUGUUGCUUUAUUGAGUUGUAAUUAUUUAUUUUGGCCAAGCACACUAGGUAUACUGUUAUCGCUAAGCCUAUACUUAUGAUUACUUUUAGUUAAGUUGUUUGUGUUGUUUUCUGUUUGUCCCAGCUGCUGUACAUAGGCGCCAAAAGGGAAUGCCAUUGAAUAAAUGAAAUCAAAUCGAAUCGAAUCGAAACGAUCGUGAGAAUGAAAACCCA